AUGCCACACGCGAACCAAUCAUCCGCUAUUCUUAGCGGGACACUCUACAGCGAGUCACUUGCUGCGUCCCUUCUUAGAGGCACAACUCCAGAACAAUCAUCGAGUCGGCUAGCUCAUUCUGGCAUCAGUGACCGCCUCAUCGUCGUUCUUCGCGUGCUUGUGGUAACCGCGCACUUGCUAUCGUUCGUCGCCGUCGCCAACGCUGCCGUGCCGACAUGCGCCAGCCUCGCAGCUCAAGCUCCCUCGUUGAACCUCCUGCGCAAUGCGGGCUUCGAGGAGAUUUCCGAUGCAGCAGACUGGCCGUCGCCCCUGUCGUCCUGGGUGCCGCUCGUCCCCGGCGCAGCACAGCAGCAAGGGCAGGUGGCGGGGGAGGUACAGGGGGAGGGGCAGGGGGCGGGGGAGGUACAGGGAGAGGGGCAGGGGGCAGGGGCGGGGGGAGUGGGAGGUGAGACUCCGCCCGGGGACCCGUCCGUGGCUGCUGAGGGCGGUCGGUUCGUUCGGCUGCAGCCCACCGACGGCAGUGGGGGGAUUUGGGGAACCGGGGCGAGUGAGAGGGAAGGGGCAGUGUGGCCGGUGCAGGGUCUGGGGCAGCUGCUGUGUGUCAUGGAAGGGGGAGAGCAGCCGCAGCAGCAGCAGCAGCUGCAGCAGGGGGAGUUUUCGCUGUAUUUCUAUGCAAGGGCACGCGAGUGCAUGAUGGAUGUGUCUAUCGCAGCUGGAGUGCGGCCGAUGCGAGCAAUGAUUGUCGCCGUGUCCCUGCCACCACAACCACAAGCCACUGCCACCACCGGCAACACUGGCAACACUGGCAGCAGCAGCAGCGUGAACGAAGCCGAGCUGGGCAGUGCGCUGGCAGCCGCUAUGAGCAGCGGAGAGAUCAUGGUGCUGCAUCAAUGGACCGUUGGCGUUCCCUGCCGCAACAACUCCUUCUCGCUCUCGGGCCUGCUGCCCUGGCGCCAGCACGGGCCCUUCUCCUUCCACCUCCCACCCUCCUCAGCAUCUGCCGCUGCUCUAUCCUUCCCGCCGCAAGGCGUGGCUCUGCACCUCGUGCUGCUGGAGGGAAAGGAGGCGGACAGCAGCAGUACGCCCUCUAGUGGCUCUGUGGAAUUGCCUGUUCCCAUUGACGUGCCCGUUCCCUUACCUCCGACCUUGCCUGGGAGUGCGUCCGUGUCUGGGGGUGCUUCCGUGCCUUGGGGUGCGACUGUAGCAUCAACAGCAGCGGCAACAAGGGCAAGCAGCAUGGUCGUGUGA
Molecule: messenger RNA, 1248 nt
Organism: Closterium sp. Naga37s-1
Lineage: Eukaryota; Viridiplantae; Streptophyta; Zygnematophyceae; Desmidiales; Closteriaceae
Source: the annotation of a GenBank genome assembly